Messenger RNA from Phialemonium atrogriseum, 1851 nucleotides. RefSeq lists its product as uncharacterized. The record is from RefSeq and is a predicted model, not a curated record. The coding region runs from base 214 to 1500 and encodes 428 amino acids. The transcript has 2 exons. NCBI's taxonomy places the organism in Eukaryota, Fungi, Ascomycota, Sordariomycetes, Cephalothecales, Cephalothecaceae.
UUCCGCCAUUCGGAAGCAACACUCGUGCCUUGAUCCUUGAUCCGCGCGCCCCGCGACGAUCACGAUCGCCAUCAAAGCUCAAAGCAAGGGACACAACCUCGUCGAAGGCCUCCCAGUCCAGCCUUUUGACUCGAUACCACGCCGGUCUCCACCGCGAGUUGGAGACAUCAAUCUAGCUGCUCCCAGUUGCACACCUAAAAGAAGAGACGCAAAAUGACGAGCACACUGAGGCACGCGGCAGUCUCGUACGAGCAGUUACUUCCCAGGGCUGAGGUGUGCGUCGAGUGUGAUACCAGUCAGAAGCUCGUCUGCCCCUCGUGCCUACCCACCGAACAAUGUCAAUUCUUCUUCCCGACCAACUGUAGCGAAUGCCAGAGGGCAUAUUGCGCCCCCGCGGAUCCUACACCGAGCUCCAACGCAAACUCGAACAGGUCCUCGCCCAGCGUUGGCGCCAUCGCAGGAGGCGUGAUCGGUGGCGUCGCUGCAAUCGCCAUAAUUACCUACCUUGUCUGGAGAUUCUGUAUCAAGACCAGGAGGCAACCACUGGAGCAGGAGGUGCCAGAUGAAGAGCAGGAUCAGUCUGUGGUAGAUGCCGAGAAGGCCUUUGCUCAGAGAAGGGACCAGCGGUCAUCAACGCACACAGUCCAUUCGAUAGCUUCGACCGUUUUGACGAGGGCCUCGAACAUUAUCCAGAUCGCCUACAUCCCGGGUGUCACGAACCGAGCAACUCCCACCUCGCCCACUGUGCUCGUCCCUCCAGUACCUCCGAUUCCCAUUGCUGUGUCGCAGGCCAACAGCCCUGCUGGCCCCAAUGAACAACACUUCUUUGUGCCGGGCGACCUUCGCGACUCCACCUACUCGGCCCUCUCAGGAUAUAGCGACAGGACCUCGUACGCUCGUACGUCCUACGCCCCCCGGUCGAGCGUUGCGUCGACCAUCUAUGGCAAGAAUGCGGUCAUUGUGGCAGCACAGCAGACCGGCCUGCGUGCGAAGCCCGAGGUGGUUAGCGUGAGGACGAUAAACUCGAAGUGCUCUGGAGGUAGCACCCCACCGGUGCCGAGCGUGGACUACGAAAAAUACAGCGGUCUACGCCCCCCAAGUCCCACCGGCAGCACCUUCAGCGUCGGCUCGACUUUCCUGAACAACGCCAGUGCCCACACGGCUAUGCCCGUACGCGCCCAAGUUGUCCGGGUCGGGAGUGGGCAUUCAAAGCAAAUAAAUGUGAACAAGCUAAGGACGCCCGAGGAAGCGUCGACUCCACUACGAGAAACCAGCACUAUCCGUGAAUCCACCGCCGAGACCAUCAUCGAUGACUCGCCCUCGCCCGAUCAAGGGCCUUUCUCUGAUCCUCCAGAGGGCCGAGGCCACCACCGGAGCACGACAAGCUUGAGUGCAGUUAUCGAAGAUGCAACCCGACGAGCAUCCCAAAGAACCUCGACUAUUCCGUCAAAGAGCCGGGAGAGGAGUCCGUUUGGAGAUGAACACGCGACCCAGGACUGAUCUAAGCAUGUCUGGGAAUGCAAGGUUCCCCAUCAUUUAUCCAUCUCUACGAUGUCGGGCACCCGCUCUCACAUUUAUCUUCUUGUUAUUUAAGAUUCUCCUAGACGAUCGGUCCACUGUAUGGGCCCCAUUGAGCUGGGCUCGGCCGAGUCGUCCUGUUAUUGUAGCACGACUUUUUGAAACCGACGACAGCAGUUUGGGGUGGCGUUCUCUGGCUAUGGUUAUAUGGCUCUGAUAGAGACCACGGAAUGAGAUAUGCGAGGGAUGCUCACCACGGCAACCUCAAGGACGCAAAAAAUCCUUUUUAGGGAAUAGACCUGACUGCUCCUCAUCUUGUGGCCAAGACCUUUU